AUGCGGGAGGCCAAGCUGGAGCCCGACGCUAUCUCCUACAGCGCUGGGAUCAGCGCGUGCGAGAAGGGCCAGCAGUGGCAGCGGGCUUUGCUGCUGCUCGGCGAGACGCGGGAGGCGAAGCUGGAGCCCGACGUCAUCAGCUACAGCGCCGGGAUCAGCGCGUGCGAGAAGGGCGAUCAGUGGCAGCGGGCCUUGGCGCUACUCGGCGAAAUGAGGGGGACGAACAAGGAGCCCAACGUCAUCAGCUACAACGCCGGGAUCAGCGCGUGCGGGAAGGGCGAGCAGUGGCAGCAGGCUCUGGCGCUGCUCCGCGAGAUGAGGCGGGCGAAGAUGCACCCCAAUGUCCACAGCUACAGCGCCGGGAUCAGCGCCUGCGAGAAGGGCGAGCAGUGGCAGUGGGCCCUGGCGCUGCUCGGCGAGAUGCGGGGGGCGGGGCUCGAGCCCAACGUCUUCAGCUGCAGCGCCGGCAUCAGCGCAUGCGGGAAGGGCGCCCAGUGGCAGCGGGCCCUGGCACUCCUCGGCGAGCUGCGGGGGGCGAGGCUGGAGCCCGGCGUCAUCAGCUACUGCGCUGGGAUGAGCGCAUGCGAGAAGUGCGGGCAGUGGCAACGGGCUGUGUCGAUGCUGGGCGAGAUGUGGAGAACGAAGCUGGACCCCGACGUUGUCCUACAACGCUGGGAUCACCGCGUGCGAGAAGGGCGGGCAGUGGCAGCGGGCGUUGGCGCUGCUCGGUAA
Molecule: messenger RNA, 732 nt
Organism: Prorocentrum cordatum
Lineage: Eukaryota; Dinophyceae; Prorocentrales; Prorocentraceae
Source: the annotation of a GenBank genome assembly